This is a messenger RNA of Cetraspora pellucida, 732 nucleotides long. Lineage: Eukaryota; Fungi; Glomeromycota; Glomeromycetes; Diversisporales; Gigasporaceae. The record is from the annotation of a GenBank genome assembly.
AUGUAUCCAGAUUUAAAAAAAAGAAAUGAGGAUACUGUAGUUCAUAAUUACAUACAUGAUAUUUUUAAAGAAAUAUUUCGCGAUCCUAACUAUGAUAUCAUUUGGGCAAACAUUAAAAGCUUGUCAUCAAGAAAUCACCGUUCGAGUUAUGGACGCACCCAAGGUAGAAGGCCUGACGCAACAUUGUAUCGAAUUAUGGAUGAUGGUGACCUCGAAGAAGAAUGUUUCGUUGAAGGAGGCAUAAAUAAUAUAAUUUCUUUACGGGGAAACGAUCCAGAAGUAAAAUCCUUUAGUGGACACUUUUGUGAGAUAUAUAUAUUUUUUGGAAUGAUGGAUUUGGAUUAUGACGGUAUUUACCGUUAUUUUCAGCUCUCUGAGAUAAAGCUUGCACAAAAACUUUCGGAGUUUAACCUUGUACGAAAGUUGAUUAUAGAAACUUUUUUUUUUAAGGUAAUUCUUUAUCCUGAUGUUAUUGAAGUUUUUGAUCCAUGUUCUUACCUUUUGUUAUUUGCUAUUCAGUGUCGUAUUGACAGCUUUUACGCAAAUAACGGUGGAAAUGGGCCCUCAAAUAAAAAUAAUCUUGAGUCUUCGAGUGACAUUGGGUCCUCUAGCAAAAAUUAUGGUAGAUUCACUAAUAGCAGAGAAUCCACCCCCCCUCUCCAGAAUAAUUUUGCCGUCGCCCUAUCAUCACGCCUAAAGCGCAUAGAAUUGGGAUUUCGAAUGUUAAUAUAG